GGGCGUGCAACAGUUGUGAUCAAACUACCAAGUGAAUUUCAAACUGCAAACGUUUGGUGAUAAUAAUAACAUUUAAUUACUGAUUAUAUAAAAUAUAUAUAAUUACCACCCAAGGAUCGCAAGAUAUAAAAAGUACCUUUCUUUAGUCGGGUGCUAGCGACCAAAACUUGAGAAUGAAAAUAUUUCUUCUACUGCUGGCACUAGUUGUCACUAGUGCGCAUGCUGAUGUUUCACAUUUGAGUGGUGACUUGCAGGAGGAUGGUUAUCAUUACCAACAGCCUUCGGUGCCAUUUCCAGGAGCUCCUUCGGGCAAUGCCAUAGAUGAUGUGGAAUACCAACCAAGGCCACAACCACAGCCACAGCCAUCAUACCCAGCUCCUCGUCCACAGCCACAACCUCAACCACAGCCAUCAUAUCCAGCACCACGCCCACAACCGCAACCACAACCACAGCCAUCGUACCCAGCUCCUCGGCCACAGCCGCAACCACAACCACAGCCAUCUUAUCCAGCACCACGUCCACAGCCUCAGCCAAGACCUCAACCAUCAUAUCCAGCUCCCUCACAGCCUACCCAGCCGGCCCCUCGCCCACAACCCCAGCCAGGUCGUCCGGCACCAGCCCCCCAACCAGGUCCAGAAUAUUUGCCUCCAGAGCAACCACAACAACCAAGACCACGGCCUCAACCUCAACCUCAACCACGCCCUCAACCUCAACCUCAGCCCUCGUAUCCAGCUCCAAGGCCUCAACCUCAACCACAACCACAGCCAUCAUAUCCUGCUCCACGUCCUCAGCCACAACCACGUCCCCAACCACAACCUCAGCCUCAGCCUUCUUACCCAGCUCCUCAACCACAGCCUCAACCACGACCACAACCUCAACCACGACCGCAACCUCAGCCAGCUCCUGGUCCUGAGUAUAUACCACCAGCUGGACCAACUCCUGGCCCAACUUAUCAACCCCGACCACAACCCCCCACUCCGGGGCCAACUUACCAACCACGUCCACAAUUACCUACUCCUGGUCCAACAUAUCAACCGCGUCCACAGCCGCAGCCAAAACCAUCACAGCCUGCCAAGCCUGGUCCAGAAUAUUUGCCACCUCCUGGCGAAAAUGAAGUAGGCCCGAGCCAGCCAGCUCCUCGUCCACGCCCUCAGCCACAACCUCGCCCCCAACCAACACAACCAGCUCCUCGACCAAGCUAUCCAGCACCUCAACCUUCAUAUCCUGCUCCUCAGCCUAGUUAUCCCGCACCACAGCCAAAACAACCAGAACCAACGUACCCAGAAGGUCCAGGUGGUCCAGGUGGUCCAAGCGGCCCAGGCGGUCCAGGAGGUCCACAAGGUCCUGGUGGUCCAGGCGGUUCAUAUGGCCCAGGCGGACAAGGAGGUCCCAGCGGUCCAGGUGGUCCCAGUGGUCCAGGAGGUCCACAAGGUCCUGGUGGUCCAGGCGGUUCAUAUGGCCCAGGCGGACCAGGAGGUCCCAGCGGUCCAGGUGGUCCCAGCGGUCCAGGAGGUCCCGGUGGUCCUAGUGGUCCAGGAGGCCCAGGUGGACCAGGCGGUUCAUAUGGUCCAGGUGGUCCAGGCGGUCCCGGCAGCUCUGGUGGCCCAACAGGACCUAGUGGUCCCGAAGCAGGAUCUCUCGGACCUGAUGGUUAUAACUACAACAAACCAUCUAGAGCCUUCUCAUAUUAAAUUAUUGAACUUAACACAUGAAACUCGCCCAUUUAGUAUUAUAAACAACUACGAAAUUUUUAUGAAGAAUUUAAUAAUAAAAAAAUGAAAAUAAUGUAUGAGCAACAUGUCUUCCAUAAUGUCUAAACAGAGACAAACGAUCAUUUUCCACUACGCGAAUGCCAGUUGACACUUACAUAAAAUAUAAAUUAUAUGACUAUUUAAAAAUAAAUUUUAUGAUUAAAAACAAAAA
Molecule: messenger RNA, 1923 nt
Organism: Zeugodacus cucurbitae (melon fly)
Lineage: Eukaryota; Metazoa; Arthropoda; Insecta; Diptera; Tephritidae
Product: proline-rich protein 2
Exons: 2
Coding region: 174-1691 (505 amino acids)
Source: RefSeq, a predicted model, not a curated record